CUCGAUAGAUGGUGUUAAUUCUAUCCGUAUGUCUGUUUGGGUGCCGCAGCACUCCAUAUAAAAAUUCAUAAUUUUAUUCUUUUUUUAACAAAGUAGAAUUGUUUACGUUACGGUAGAAUGUUAGCAGGUAAAUAGACUUGCCCAGUUAUUGUUUGGAUGCAAGAGGACAAUUUAGCAAUGCAAGAAUGGCUGAACGAAAAUUUAGUCGUGGCCUCAGAAAACCAGGCAUGGCAGCUCAGCUUAGAGAGUCAGUUUCUCAAGUUGUCAGAGAAACAGCAGUACAGAGCAAGCCCCAAAGGGCUGAACCCAUAGACUAUGAAGCUGUCCUGGCCAAAAAUCGUAUAAUAUUUAACAAUGAUCCUCACAGAGAGCUUCUUUUAUAUCCACCAGAGGAUGUCUCACAAAGCAAAAUGGCAAGAGAAUGCCGCACAACCAAGUCAACAGUACCAGAAGAAAUUCUUCUAAAUGAAGGCAGCUACUUCACACAGAAAUGUGCACAGUUCUACACAUGUGAUUGGUCCAUUGUUUCAUAUAAGUAUUGGACCUACAGUGGUAGCUGCCUUGAUUUGCCAAGGGUAGAAAAGCUCAGCUUACUUAGUGAUCCCAAGCAUGAAAUAGAUAUCGAAGGAGAUGCAGAUGACGAGAUCUUUUCCCCUGAUUCUCUACCAACUGUAGAGGGAUAUCUGCUUAAGGGACCUGAAGGAGCCACGGAGAAAAUGUUUGCCAACAUUGCGACGAAAUCAUUUAAACGCCGCUUUUGCAUACUUCGCCAAGAUAUUACUGGAUCAUAUUUUUUUGACAUUUGCAAGGAAGAUAAAAAACGAGAUGCUGCGCUUUCUAUAUGCCUUGAUGAAUGCGAAGAUAUUGUGGCGAAUAAAAGGAAAAAUAAGUUUGGAUUCCAGUUACGUCUGACAAAUCAACGGUCUUACGUGUUUGCAGCAAGUUCUGAAAGUGAAUUAAAUAAUUGGCUGGAAAAACUUUCUAUGGCGGUGCAAACCAGCAAGCAAUUUGGGGAAGACAGAAGAAGUUUGCCAGAUCCUGACCUUGCAUUGCAACCGUCUAAAGAUCCACCUUCUUAUGGUACUUUACGAUCGUUGGAGGCCUCCUUGAAUCCACAGCUGACGAAGUACGCACGUGAAACCGAAAUGUCUAUCAGCCUGGCAAGAAGAGAACACCGCAACCUUAUUUUUAAUCUAAGUCCGAUUCAAUCAUACCUUAGACCUAAUGAUACUUUAAUGCAAGCUGGUUCCAAAGUAAAGCCUUAUGAAGAAAACUUUGGUAAUCGUUUCUUUGCACGACUCGAGUCCAUUAAUUUCCGUUUGCAAGCUCCAAUCGAUGGCGACAAAGGACCGCUUGGCCAAGUUGAACCGUAUUUUAUAACAUUGGCGCUAUACGACUUGAAGCUGAAUAAGAAAAUUUCAGAAGAUUUUCAUUCUGACAUCAACCACCCGCUUAUAAAAGCAGCGAUACAGUCAAUGCAAUCUAAUUCCCACGAACUAAAUACGGUUUUUGACAUUCCAAGCGAUUGGCUUGCUUUUCCCAAACAGGCCAUUUUUAGUGUAAGGCAUUGUCACAACGAAGUGUUCCUAGUUGUCAGGAUAGAGACAAUCUUGCAAGGAUCAGUCGUCUCCUCUGCUGAACCUUAUGUAAGACCUAAUCCAGAUCUGAAAACCGGAUUAAAAGUACAAAAGUCGGCUCGUUCCUACUGUAGUAGGUUAGGCAGAUAUAGAAUGCCAUUUGCUUGGGCUGCCCGACCCUUAUUCCGUUCCUCGGGAGAACUUGAUACGAUAAGCGAUAUACCAACAAUAUAACGACAAGAACCACACCGUAAUUCUGAUGAAGAUUUGCUGAAAACCUUGAAUGAUUUUAGGAGACCCGAAAAAUUGAGCCGUCUGACAGUAAUUCCGGGGAAAAUCCGAAUCACAGUUGAUCAUCUUAAAGAAGCUAUACCAAAUAUGUUAAAUACGUCGCUGGUGCCCAUCAAACCAUUUCCACUGCCUCCUGUUCAGGAGCCUACAAUCGAAAUAGCUGAAUUUCCAUCUCCUCGUGUGGAAGAUGCAUACCCGUAUAUGAACUACGUAAAUCACUUGUACGUUUACCCAAGGAAUAUCAAGUAUGAUACACAAAAAACCUUUCAUCGUGCUCGUAAUAUUGCCUGCGUGGUUGAAUUACGAGAUUCUGAUGCUAAAGAUGCACAGCCAUUAAAGAACAUAUAUGGCCAAGUGGGACAGUUGCAGAUGGUCUCUCAAUGGGUUUGUUCGGUCUCUCACCACAUCACUUCGCCUUGCUGGAUGGACGAAAUAAAAAUUAACUUGCCAACUCCGCUGAAUAACAAACAUCAUCUGCUCUUUACAUUUCUUCACGUUUCCUGUGAUUUGAGCAAGCAAAAGAAAGAUCGUGAAAAUAAAGAACUUCUAGGUCCAGAGGUAGUUGUCGGCUAUAGUUGGUUGCCACUCAUGCAUAAAGGACGAUUGCGAGUAGAACAACAAUGCCUUUCCGUGGCAGCUCACCUCCCACCUGGUUAUUUGUCGUUCGAACCCCUGGGAUUAGGCAGAGGAUAUGCGGGGCCCGAGAUUAGAUGGGUUGAUGGCCAAAAACCGAUCUUUCAGGUUCAUCUAGAACUCGUGUCGACCGUCACUGCCCGUGAUCAACACCUGCACAAUUUCUUUCUUCACAUGGCGAAACUGAAUGAUACCCGUUCAAUUGCAUCCCUCUUUCCUACAGCUGCCGAGCUAGAUGCCCAUAAGCCGCUCGAGGCUCUACAUGCUGUUGAUGUAACCGAAGUAGUCCAUCACCUCCCCGUGGUUUUAAACCAAUUGAUGUGGCUCAUGGUCCGGAUCAAUAGCGAAGAGUUGUCGGUUAACGUUAUAAAAGUACUCAUCCAUAUCGUAAAUCAACUUCACGAAGUCGACAAAGCGACUAUUUUGGAUUCCUACUUAGAGUACGUAUUUGUUACGCCGACUCAGAGCGAUUCAGCAAACAAGGCUACAGUACAUGAAGAAAUGGUUAAAACUUUAUGCGUCCUUUUGCGACCUUCAAACACAGAUUUCUUAGUCAUGCACAAAUUCCUUCGUCACGCAAAUUUUUUUCUGAAACUUAUUACCCGCAGCAUGGCACAGCAUAUUCUAGAAAGUGGAAGGAUAAAAAUGCAGAGACAAGAGCGAUUCCAUAUGGAUUACAUGCGUAAUGUGGAGAGUCUCAUCGAAACCAUUUCACCGCACAUUCAAGUUAAAUAUAAAGAUUUGCCGGAUGAAACUCGUCAUGCCAACUUAGCUAUAGCUGAGUUUAUUAAGAAAUGUCUAUCUUUGAUGGAUCGAGGUUUUGCUUUUCGACUAAUCAGUAUUUAUUUGAACACAUUUCGACCGGAUGACCCCCGAGCUCUAUAUGAGCUCAAGUUUCAGUUCUUAGAGUCUAUUUGCUACCACGAACAUUAUAUCCCUCUCAAUUUCCCUCGCGCCCCUAAUUGGGCAGCCAUGCAAAAAAACAUGAAGGAAUUGGACGUAGAGUUCCGGCUUUGUGACUCCUUCUGCCGAAGCCAUUACCUAGCUGGAUUGAUUUUGCAAGAGGUCAGCUCUGCUCUGAACGAAGUGGCAGACAUUCGCAGAAUCGCGUUAAGGUGUCUGAAAGAUUUAUUAGCCAAACACGAGUUGGAUGAUCGCUACCAGAAUAAAGGUCAUCAGAGUCGAAUAGCAUCACUUUAUCUACCUUGGAUUUUCAUAGUACUUGAAAACUGGAAUAGGUUAAAAGUUUUGUCUUUGGAAUCCACGGUUCUACCCAGUUCGGCAGCCUCAACAAUCGGAUUUUCCAGUGUAGCGAGUCCUUCCGUGAAAACAGGAAAGUCACUUUCGCUACCAAGGAAUAUCAGACCCCCUGUUCAGACACCGAUGAGUUCGUGGAAACGACAUACAAGGACGGGAACCCCUCUGUCUCAGACGUCGUCACCUGUCCGUUCUGAAUUCAACUCUAAUCGCAAUUCUUCAUAUUUAGCCAUCAUUGCUGGCCAAGGAGUACCAUGUUCCAGUAGUCGAGCAACGUUGACCAAUGGUGGCUCAGUAGGUAGCCUCGGUGAAUCCGACAGUUCUUCGACGAUGUCGAUCGAAACUUCCGUUCGGGAGUCACCGGAGAACGAAAAAAAUAUUACUCUAGUAAUCUCACGGGAAUCCACCGAUGCAGAUAAAGCUGAUAGAGACAAAAUUAAGACACAUUCAAGGAGUACAAGUGUUGUAAUGUCCAAUGCACCAGUUAUCCGUUACGACAAGUUACAACCGGAUGAAGUAAAGGAAGUGUUACUGUGCCUAAUGUAUGUCCUCAAACACGCCGACGAAGAAGCCUUAAUUGCCUGGUGGCAUAAUGCCUCGCAACAUGACCUUAUUUGUUUUUUCCACAUUCUGGAACUGAGCUUGCGGCAGUUCAAAUAUAUGGGAAGAAAACGUUUUGGAGUAAUUGGUGAUGGUAGUUCCUCUAAAUCCUCAACUCUUCCACCUCGGGUUCCUCCACCAGUUUUUGGAUCCAGACCAUCCACUUGCUACGAACCGGACAGCGGAUCAUGCUCUGAUGGAGAUAGCACGUACCGGUCUUUAUUGGAAUCCAAUUUAACAAUCGAGGUUGGCCUUAUAGUCCUUGAUGCAGUUGGCCUUUUUUGCCUACACUUUAAGGAGGCACUACUGAGUGACGAUGGAGAUAAUCCCUUAAUGAGAAAAGUUUUAGACAUAUAUCUGUCGUUCCUCCAGAUCGGCCAAUCAGAGAGUCUUGCGAAGCAUGUUUUCGCAGCACUACGAGCAUUUAUCAACAGCUUUCCUCUUGCACUUUAUCAAGGUAACGCUUGGCUUUGCGGCCGCCUGUGCUGUGAGCUUUUGCGAUGCUGUGCUAGUAAACUGUUGAUGGUGCGACAAGAGGCCUGUGCUGUCCUUUAUUUGUUAAUGCGUAGCAACUUCGAAUUCAGUGGGCAAAAAGCCUUGACACGGGUUCACCUUCAGGUGAUCAUUUCCGUAUCUCAGUUGCUUGGAGAAAUUGGUGGCUUAAAUAGUAGCCGCUUUGGAGAGAGUCUCAACGUUAUUAACGGAUUCGCCAGUAGUGACAAAGCAAUGCAAUCCACUGUGUUUCCCGGUGAAGUUCGUGAUUUGACGAAGAGGGCACAGACGGUGCUCAGGGCAACCCUGCAGAUGCGCCAACAGGCUCAAGACCCUGAACUUCUUAUUGAUCUUCAGCAUAGUCUAGCGAAUUCGUAUUCUGCCACUCCUGAAUUGAGAAAAACUUGGCUAGAAACGAUGGCUCAUCACCAUGCCCGCCUGGGCAAUUGGUCAGAAGUGGCUCAGUGCCGAAUUCAUGUUGCAGCCCUUAUAACUGAAUAUUUGUACCGCCGAGGUUUCCGACAACAGGGAUGCGAAACAUUUAGUUCCUUGUCACCCAAUAUUGUUCAAGAUGAGAGCAACCUUCGUUUAGACACAGGUAUUCACGAUACCCAGUACGACGAAGCUAUGUUGCUUGAACAGUUGGAAGAAUGUAGCCGUGCAGUGGAGAAAGCCGAACGCUACGAAAUGCAACUGGAAAUCUAUCGACUAAUUCUACCAACAUACGAAAAACAACGAGACUAUGUGGCAUUGUCGGAGUGUUUUAGUGUUCUUUCACAAGCAUGUUCUCGAGCCACAGAAGUCAAUCGAACAGGGAAAAGGUUGCUUGGCACCUACUACCGAGUUGCGCUCUAUGGAAAGGCCCGAUUCGGAGAUGAAGCUUGUACAGAAUACAUCUACAAAGAACCGAAAGUUACCAGUUUGUCCGAAAUUGCGGAGCGUCUGAAUAAGAUGUAUUGUUCGAAAUUUGGCGCGGAGCGGGUGAAAUUAGCUAUGGACUCAAAUCCAAUUGAAGAUAAGGACAUGGAUCCGCAGAUGGCGUAUGUGCAAAUUACACAUGUCCUGCCUUAUUUCGAGGAAAAUGACUUGGCAGAUCGUGUCACUGAAUAUGAACGCAACCACAACAUAAAUCGCUUUAUGUAUGAAAUACCUUUUACUACCGAUGGGCGAGUAAGAGGAAGCCCUGAAGACCAAUGUAAGAAACGGAUUAUUUUGACCACCCAGUACUGCUUCCCUUACAUAAAGAAACGACUACGAGUUAUCCAACGCGAAUCUUACGAUCUCUCACCGAUUGAAGUAGCUUUGGACGAAAUGCGUGCACGAGUUAAGGACGUUGCAGAAGCAGUGCGUACAGUGCCCACUGAUCUGAAGAAGCUGCAGUUACGCCUACAGGGAAGUAUCAGUGUACAGGUUAAUGCAGGCCCACUGGCUUACGCAUCAGCAUUUCUUGUUCGUAACAUCCAGAACUAUUCGGAUGAACAAGUCCAGCAAUUACAAGAGCUUUAUAGGGACUUUGUGCAUAUAUGCGGGGCUGCGUUAGAGCUAAAUGGGAAGCUAAUCUUACCAGAUCAGCGGGAAUAUCAUGAAGCUCUACGCGUAAGCUUUCGAGAAUUGGUGAGUUCGUUGGGCGAUAUUCUUGAUGACCCAUCACUCUACAGAGACUGGGACGGACUGAAUAGUUUGAAUCCAUUCAUUAAACGAAAUUCAGUGUUGGUUUUCUCUACUGGUGGCAACUCUACGGAUGCUUGAAUUCUUCAACUUUGAGCAGUCUCUUUUGCUGUUUUCUCCUGAAGCAAUUACGGUUGCAUUCGACACCAGGCCCUUUUUCUCGAGAACAUUACGUUAGUAAGUAAACUCUUCUUCCUGUUCCACUCUGUAAUUGUUUGUUGGAGACCUAUGGCCACAUUGGAAUCUCACUUUUAGGACUGCGUUCAGUUCUAGUAGGUGUAAAUCCUGAUACAGAUCUUUGAAUUCCGUCGCAAUACUCCUUUAGGCAGUCGUUUUCCGAAGGAACAUCACACACACCCGAAUUGAAUAGGUUAAUAUCUCUUCGACUAAUGUAUAAAUGAUUUCACCUGAUCCCUAAACUUUUUCUCGACUUCACGGACACCGAGAUACAGUUGUAUCUGUAUAGUACCUUUGUGACGUUGUUGAUUUUCUAGAAUACAUCUGUUGACCCAAA
This is a messenger RNA of Daphnia magna, 7032 nucleotides long. RefSeq names its product dedicator of cytokinesis protein 9 (gene Ziz). The record is from RefSeq and is a predicted model, not a curated record. Gene Ontology annotation, molecular function: guanyl-nucleotide exchange factor activity. Gene Ontology annotation, biological process: positive regulation of GTPase activity; small GTPase-mediated signal transduction. The transcript has 32 exons. NCBI's taxonomy places the organism in Eukaryota, Metazoa, Arthropoda, Branchiopoda, Diplostraca, Daphniidae.